CUUUCUUUCCAUUAUCAUAUCUAUCCCCAUUUAUUUCCUGUCUUCCACUUUCAUCUAACCCUUCAGAGAGUCUCUCACAACAAUUCCACCUUUUCUACCUAUUCAACUUUCGUCUACAUACACCAAAAAAAAUGUUUGAGAUUCGUGGAGAUAUGAUGGUCAGGGAUGAAGCCAUUGAAACAGCAACCGACAAACACCAGGAUGAAUUAAGAAUCAGCAAUAAUAGCAAUGAAAGAAUUGAAGAUUGUAAUCUAGGAGGAGAGUGGUUGAAUCUGAGCUUAGGUGGCAAUUCAGUCUCAACAGCAGGAGACUAUGAUCCACACUCAAGACCUACUUCUAGCAAGGUUUUCUCAUGUAACUUUUGCAGGAGGAAGUUCUACAGCUCACAGGCUCUAGGGGGUCAUCAGAAUGCUCACAAGAGAGAGAGAGGUGCAGCUAGAAGAUUCCAGUCCCAGAGGAUGAUGACGAUGAUGGGUUUUCCAUUAAAUACCCCAAUGAGCAGAUCACUGGGGGUCAGGCCCCAUGCGCUUGUGCACAAGCAAAGUAGAGAAGGAACUACUGUUGCAGCAAGAUUUAACGAAACCAAUACAGGGUUUGGAAUGGCAUGGAUGCCCUUUAUGCUUGAGGAUGCAAUGGAUUUAAUGUGGCCAGGGAGCUUUCGCUUGGAUCCACAACCACCAGAGCCACCAUCAGAAUCGCUCAAGCUUGACUUAAACCUUCGACUCUGAUCCAUCCCUCACCAUUCCAGUUCAGAAUUUCUUCUCAUGUUACUUCUAUUGGAACAGUUUUUGACUUGUUCAUCCAUCAAAAACAGAAACUAAUAUGGGAGGGAAACCAACAAACCUAUUUGAAAAGUUCAAAUCAUAAAAAGUGGUUCUUCCUCAACAUGAAGAAAGACCUUCCAUGUAUGCAUGCCACAGCACAAGAAAACUUGUAACAUACCCCUGCUCUUCAGUUGUAUCCUGAAAAAUAAAUGCCAGUGCACCUACUUAAACAUCCCUGAGUUUGUAAGCAUUUUUUAAUCCUAAUUAUGAAGUACAGAAGUUUUUACUCCA
This is a messenger RNA of Hevea brasiliensis (rubber tree), 1055 nucleotides long. Its product is annotated as zinc finger protein 4-like. The transcript has a single exon. Lineage: Eukaryota; Viridiplantae; Streptophyta; Magnoliopsida; Malpighiales; Euphorbiaceae. Bases 132 to 728 code for a protein of 198 amino acids. The record is from RefSeq and is a predicted model, not a curated record.